AUAAUAGUAAGCAUUAAGUCACCGUUAUCGAGUGCUUAAAUACAUAAUGACAGAUAAAUGAGAGAUAUCGUAUUACCGUGCUAGAUAUCCUACAAAUUAAGUUUAUUCGAUUCUGAAAGUUAUAUCAGCAAUAUGUCUGUGCGACCAUUGCCUCCAGUGCUUGCAGAAAAGGCUCGUAAAGAGCUUAAUGAGGAUCCUCAGAGGCUACCCAAUGACUUACAACAUAUAAAGGAUUGGAUAGCCAAGCAGCCACAUCUUAAAGCCAGAACCGACGAUCAAUGGCUGACUACAUUUUUACGAGCAUGCAAAUAUAGUUUGGAACGGGCAAAAGAAAAAAUUGACUUGUACUAUUCGGUUCGUACUACGGCACCAGAUUUCUUUCAGCUUACGCCAAAAAACCCGCGAUUUUGGGAAAUUUUGGAGACUGGGUUUUUUCUUCCUUUGCCACAAGUUGCCGCUCCUGGUUCUCCUAAGGUAUCAAUUAUCAGAGCGGGAAGAUAUGAUCCCGACAAAUUCACAAUAUCGGAAGUGUUGUCAGUUUCGAAUACGAUAGAAAAGAUUAUGUAUUUGGAAGAUGAUGAUGCUGUAGUAUCAGGGGUGAUGGCCGUUCUUGACUUAGAAGGAGUUACUAUGGGACAUUUCUUACAAAUGACCCCACUACAAAUGAAAAAGAUGACGGUUGUGGGCCAGGAUGCGACACCAUUCCGUAUGAAAGGAGUUCACUAUUUGAAUACGCCAACAGGGUUUGAGACUAUUUUUAACGCAAUGAAAGCACUCCUCAAUGAAAAAAAUAAAAGCAGAUUAUAUGUCCAUAAUAAAAACUAUGAGGCGAUGUACGAACAUAUUCCAAAACAUAUGUUAACAGCGGAGUAUGGUGGUAACGCGGGAACUGAAAAAGACAUUAUAGAUUACUGGAAGAAGAAGGUCCAGGAAUACAGUGAAUGGUUAGAAGAAGAUGUGCAGUACCGCACUGAAGAAUCCAAGAGGGCCGGAAAAGCAAAAACAGCUGAAAGUAUGUUCGGCGCUGAGGGUUCCUUCCGGCAACUUCAAUUCGACUGAUUGGAAAAUACUCUUAAAUCUAUUUAUCUUUCUCCCUCUCUCUCAUGGU
Cydia splendana is the source of this 1108-nucleotide messenger RNA. RefSeq names its product retinol-binding protein pinta-like. The transcript has 7 exons. Lineage: Eukaryota; Metazoa; Arthropoda; Insecta; Lepidoptera; Tortricidae. Gene Ontology annotation, molecular function: phosphatidylinositol bisphosphate binding. Gene Ontology annotation, cellular component: membrane. Bases 133 to 1059 code for a protein of 308 amino acids. The record is from RefSeq and is a predicted model, not a curated record.